GUUUGAUGACGUAAUGUUGAUUGUCAAACGCGAAAUGGCGAGCGUGCUAAGAGGCCCGUUACCUACAGCUCUCUGCGGUUUUAUAAUGUUUAUUUAUUUCAUCUUUCGUUACCGAAAGGAUUAUAUUCAUGUGUCAUAUCUUGAGAAAAAUAAGGAAAGUAAUGGCGGCGGAGGUGGAGGUUGAGAUUGAAGGAUGCAAUGAGUAUCCUGCUCAUUACAAAGUCAUGAUGGACAAACUUAAUGAACAGCGGCAGCUGGACCAGUUCACAGACAUUACUCUGAUUGUUGACGGGCAUCAGUUCAGAGCCCAUAAAGCAGUGUUGGCAGCAUGCAGUCAGUUUUUCCACAAGUUCUUCCAGGAUUUUACCCAGGAGCCACUAGUGGAGAUAGAAGGAGUGAGUAACACAGCCUUUCGCCAGCUGAUGGAGUUCACAUACACAGCAACAUUAGAUGUGGGUAAAAAGGAGGAAGCUGAUGUGUGGAAGGCUGCUGAAUAUCUACAGAUGCAGGAAGCCAUUAAAGCACUCAGCAAGAUGAAUGACGAUUCCUCCUUGACAGCAAAGAACAAAGGCAAAAAGAGGAAGAUUGCUGAGACAUCAAAUGUCAUUACAGAAAGUCUUCCUACUGUGGAGGGAGAGCAGGUGGAGAUUGAGGUGAUAGGAGAAGGAGUCAUUGAGGUGGAGGAAGCAGGACUGGAGGAGGUGGUUGAUGCAGCAAAGAACGCUCAGGCCUCAGACGACUCUGCUUUGGCUCUUCUGGCUGAAUUAACCAGCAAGUAUCAGCAGGAAGAAUCUACAGUACAUAUCGUCAAAAAAGGGGAAAUUGAAGAGGAGAUGGUGUACCAGGAGGAAACAGUGACAGCGUCCAAAGUGCUGGAGAAUGUCGAGUUGGUUGAAGUCCAGAUUUCCCAAGUAGACAACAUGUUCCGCUGCAACAAGUGUGAUCGGGGCUUCAAGUUGUACUAUCACCUCAAGCAGCACUUAAAAACACAUCUGGGCUCACUGGAAAAACCCCAUGUGUGCAAUCACUGUGGAAAAGCUUACACACGGGAGGGGGCCUUGAAGCAGCACAUCAGUACGUUUCAUUUCGAAGCAGAGGAGCUGUCCCGAAGCCAGAAACCACAGAAGAAAGUGCACAUAUGUGAAUACUGUAAAAAGCACUUUGACCACUUUGGGCACUUUAAAGAACACUUGCGAAAGCACACAGGGGAAAAACCUUAUGAGUGUCCAGAUUGUCAUGAACGAUUUGCAAGGAACAGCACACUGAAGUGCCAUAUGGCAGCCUGUCAGAAUGGGGCUGGAGCCAAGAAAGGGCGAAAGAAAGUCUAUGAAUGCCAGGUCUGCAGCAGUGUGUUCAACAGCUGGGACCAGUUCAAAGACCACCUUGUGAGCCACACAGGAGACAAGCCCAACCACUGCACCAUGUGUGACAUGUGGUUCACACAUCCAAAAGACCUUAAGGUCCACCUCAAACAAGUCCAUUCCAUUGAGGACAAAAAGUCAACUGAAGAACUGGUCAUCGCUGACUCUGCUGCCACAGCAGCCAUCGCCAUCGCAACACAGAGCGGUGAAACAGUGCUGCUGGACGAUGGAAUCCAGGUGGAGCACAUGACUAUGGAGCCCGUCCAUGUGAUGGAGAUGGAGGAGACCACGACAGUCGUGAUGGAAGAUGGAGGGGUGACAGAGAUGUGUGAGGAAGAUGUGGAGAGACUAAAGCAGGCUGGGGUACAGAUCCAGGUGGUUCACGUGACGACGACUGAGGUCGACGAGCAGCAGGUGGUGAACUCUCAGGUGGAAGUGGAGGUGGAUGGUGAAAUGGUGAAUGUUGAGGAAGCAGUGGAGGCACAAGCUGUGGUUGUAUGAGAACGUAGCAAAGACUAUCACAAAUAAGUCACAGGAGACCUUCUCAGUUAGCUGGCAUGUGUUUUGAUAAAGAACAAUGGGAUAGAGCAUGCCACAAGUCCUGCAUUACAUGAAAUAACUUGGUUCCCAUUACUAUUUGUCUUUGACGACAGAGCAAUAGACUAAUUUUGAAACGUCAGAUUUCCUUGUUAUAUUUCUGUAUUUAUUUUUGAGCCAGUUGCUAUCAUACCACAUAUCCUUGGUGACCUCACAGUGCUUCAUCAGUCUCUUUUCAUGUGUCUUUUUCCGAGUUUAUAUUUUAUGUCAUGUAAAUUUUUUUUCGUUCUGAUUACUCAGCAAGACAAUAAGAGAAUAAAUGCAAUAUGAUAUAAUCCUGUUGCAGCUCAUUAAACUGCUGAAUUUCUGUAGAGACCAUGAUGCAUGUCAUCUUGUUAAGCUUAUUUUGAUAUUCACUUUGAUGUUUUUGCAGAAAAUAUUGCAAAUAUGGAAGUAAAUUGUUUCCCAAAAUGA
Cheilinus undulatus (humphead wrasse) is the source of this 2372-nucleotide messenger RNA. RefSeq names its product zinc finger protein 131 (gene zbtb35). Bases 129 to 1862 code for a protein of 577 amino acids. Gene Ontology annotation, cellular component: nucleus. Gene Ontology annotation, molecular function: DNA-binding transcription factor activity, RNA polymerase II-specific; protein binding; RNA polymerase II cis-regulatory region sequence-specific DNA binding. Gene Ontology annotation, biological process: regulation of transcription by RNA polymerase II. The record is from RefSeq and is a predicted model, not a curated record. NCBI's taxonomy places the organism in Eukaryota, Metazoa, Chordata, Actinopteri, Labriformes, Labridae. The transcript is spliced from 9 exons.